CUUCGUAGGAUAGAGAAAGGGGAUGUAUGGUCACAAAUACAUGCAUGUACGGCCUGGCUUCCAUUUCAUCAACUUAAGCCACAAAAUAUUACUAGCAACAUUUUCAGUGGUACCUAUUGCACUCUGCUAUUCAUCUUUUAGCUAAAACACCAAAAAUGGCAGAACAAGUUAACAACAAACAGAUAGUAUUUAAAGAUUAUGUGAACGGGUUCCCAAAGGAAUCCGACAUGCUUCUCAAAACAUCAAACACCAUUAGCCUUAAGCUUCCACAUGGUUCAAAUGGUGUUCUUGUUAAGAAUCUUUAUUUGUCGUGUGAUCCUUACAUGCGUACCCGGAUGAGCAAAACUGAACACGGUUACAUUGACUCUUUCACUCCUGGUUCGCUUAUAGUUGGAUUAGGAGUUGCUAAAGUCCUUGAUUCUGGGAAUUCGAACUUUGAGAAGGGCGAUCUAGUUUGGGGUGUAACUGGAUGGGAAGAAUACAGCGUUAUUAAUGCUCCAGAGGCUUUAAACAAGAUUCAACAUACUGAUGUGCCUCUAUCUUAUUAUACAGGAAUUCUUGGUAUGCCUGGUGUGACUGCUUAUGUCGGUUUCUAUGAGAUUUGUGCUCCAAAGAAAGGGGAGUAUGUCUUUGUUUCAGCAGCUUCAGGUGCAGUCGGUCAGCUCGUUGGACAGUUUGCAAAAUUGUGCGGAUGUUAUGUUGUUGGGAGUUCCGGUACACAAGAAAAGGUUGAUCUGUUAAAGAAUAAACUUGGAUUCGAUGCGGCUUUUAACUACAAGAAAGAGCAAGAUCUUGAUGCAGCUCUAAAGAGGUACUUUCCCAAUGGAAUUGAUAUUUACUUCGAAAAUGUUGGUGGGGAAAUGUUGGAGGCAGUACUCUUGAAUAUGAGAUUCAAUGGUCGAAUUGCAGCAUGCGGAAUGAUCUCACAGUACAACGACCAAGGGGAUGGGGUGAGCAACCUAUUUCACAUAGUAACAAAAAGUGUGCGGAUGCAAGGAUUCCUUGCCUAUCAUUACGAUCACCUGUAUCCAAAGUAUUUUGAUAUGGUUUUACCCCUUAUAAAAAAUGGAACAAUCAAUUACAUCGAAGACAUUGCAGAGGGGCUAGAGAGUGCACCUACGGCUUUGGUUGGACUGUUUUCAGGUAAAAAUGUCGGGAAGCAAGUCGUGGUCCUUGCCCGUGAAUGAUAUAAUAUCUAAAUAUUUUUUUUGUCUUAUUUUUCAUCUUUGGAUGCUAUGUACAUUGUACACGUAGAUAUAAGUAUUCAUAUCCAUAUCCAUAUAUCCAUUAGUUAGUCAAGUAAUGGAGGAACGCCAGACAAGCGGAGCAGUUGUUGUUCUGCACCGGGCCGACAACUUAGUGGACGCCAACGCCAAAUUGCCCGUACCCCCAUGUUCUAAUAAUAUUUAGACCUGUAUCUACUCACUACAUAGAGUUACUAAUAAAUUAUGGGUAUAUUAUGUGUCAA
Molecule: messenger RNA, 1468 nt
Organism: Erigeron canadensis
Lineage: Eukaryota; Viridiplantae; Streptophyta; Magnoliopsida; Asterales; Asteraceae
Product: 2-alkenal reductase (NADP(+)-dependent)-like
Exons: 5
Coding region: 156-1187 (343 amino acids)
Molecular function (GO): 2-alkenal reductase [NAD(P)H] activity
Source: RefSeq, a predicted model, not a curated record